AUGCUCAACUUUGCGCUGUGUUCUACGAGAGUUCUGGCUCGAAACGCGCGCCAAUCAAGAAAAGCGAGCUGCCCUGCGACGCAAGUUCGGAACGAACGACACUUUCUAGGCAAUGCAGUGUCCAGCCGGCGCGCUCGCGCACUGGCUAGGAGCGCGACGAUGGUUGUAGACGAGCCUGCCGUCGAGACGGAAGUGGACCCCGGAAAAGUGAAAGGAACUGAUUUGCGCGUGCUGCGAUACCCUCACCCGUUGCUACGCGCGCCGAAUGCGAUUGUAGAGGUGGAGGAGUUUACCGACGAGCUGAAACGAAUUGCGAAAGAAAUGUUGUUAGUCAUGUAUGCAUCGCGGGGGGUGGGCCUGGCGGCGCCGCAGGUGGGGGUGAACAAGCGGCUGAUGGUAUUUAACCCCGAUGGCGAGUCGAAGGCUUUUCUGAAGGAGGUUGUCAUGGUGAAUCCGUCGAUUGUGGGCAAAUCGAAGAAGACUACUGUAGAGCCGGAAGGGUGUCUGUCAUUUCCGGGGAUGAAUGGGAACGUACGAAGGCAUGAGUGGGUGAAGGUAGAGGCGACGCGGCUGAAUGGGAAGAAAUUUAAGGUGAGAUAUGAGGGGUGGAUUGCGAGGAUAUUCCAACACGAGUACGACCAUUUACAGGGCACGUUGUACCCCGACAAGCUGGAGUCAGCGGAGGAUGAGGAGAAGGUGAAAGAUCGAUUGGCAGAGCUGGUGGAGGACUAUCGACAAAACCCGUACGAGGGCAUGGAGCCGGCGCUCUGA
Molecule: messenger RNA, 771 nt
Organism: Chondrus crispus (carragheen)
Lineage: Eukaryota; Rhodophyta; Florideophyceae; Gigartinales; Gigartinaceae
Exons: 1
Coding region: 1-771 (256 amino acids)
Biological process (GO): peptidyl-methionine modification
Cellular component (GO): mitochondrion
Molecular function (GO): peptide deformylase activity
Source: RefSeq, a predicted model, not a curated record